AUGUUUGCACAUCUGCUGAGUCGACGGCAGGGUCUCAUGGGUCCAGACCAUGACGGCAGUGAUCAGCUAGUCGUCAUCAUUUGUUGCUCUGGUUUCGCCACCUUCUCACCCCAUGCGGCGAGGGCGUCGUCAUCAGGCGACCCAGACCGUGCUUUGUUUUUGGUUCACAAGGACGCGGGACGCGAAAAUGUCAACGGCACUUGGGCCGCUUGUGUAUCGCUCAAGGUGAGGUUGUGUACAUACCAGGAGGAGCCAAUCUAUGCCUAA
Pyricularia grisea is the source of this 267-nucleotide messenger RNA. RefSeq lists its product as uncharacterized. The record is from RefSeq and is a predicted model, not a curated record. The transcript is spliced from 3 exons. NCBI's taxonomy places the organism in Eukaryota, Fungi, Ascomycota, Sordariomycetes, Magnaporthales, Pyriculariaceae. Bases 1 to 267 code for a protein of 88 amino acids.